Molecule: messenger RNA, 960 nt
Organism: Eremomyces bilateralis CBS 781.70
Lineage: Eukaryota; Fungi; Ascomycota; Dothideomycetes; Eremomycetales; Eremomycetaceae
Product: zinc-binding oxidoreductase
Exons: 1
Cellular component (GO): mitochondrion
Molecular function (GO): oxidoreductase activity
Source: RefSeq, a predicted model, not a curated record
CUUCCCACCACAAUUCCCACCCUCCUCUGGUCCCCAGCCUCCAAGGCUCUCACCCUCUCCUCCUACCCUCCCCCAACCCCAACUCCCUCCCAACACCUCAUCGAACUCCACAGCACCGGCCUCACCCGUGGCGAACUCACCUGGCCCGAACCCAACUCGUGCCCCCACCCCAUCCCAGGCCGGGACUUCGCCGGCAUCAUCGUCGGCUCUCCACCCACCCCUUCCCCUCGCCCCUUCCGCCCCGGCGAUCGCGUCUAUGCCCUCACGUCCUUCUACCGACCUGGGCACGCCCGCACAUACAGCGUCGCGGAGACGACCGAGCUGGCGCGCAUGCCGGCGACCCUUGACUUUCACGAAGCGGCGGCGGUGCCGAUGAGCGCACUGAGUGCGUGGCAAGGGCUUUUUACGAAGGGGGGGCUAACGGCGGAGGAAAGGAGCGGGGAGAAUGAGGGUAAAAGCGUACUGAUUACGGGGGCGAGUGGGCCGGUGGGGUUGUGGGCGCUGCAGCUGGCGAGAUGGUCAGGGGUAAGGAGCGUUGCGGUGGUGCGGACGGGGAAGGAGGGGUUGGUGAGCGAGUUGGGGGCAGAUGAAGUGGUGGUGUAUGAGGAGGGGGGGUUAAGGGAGUGGGGAGAGGGGAAAGUGGGGGUGGAGGUGGUGUUCGACUGUGCGGGUGGGAAGCUAUUGAAGGAGGCGUGGACAGUUGCGAAAUCAGGAGGGAAGGUGGUUGGUAUAGCGGAGCCGCCGAAGGACCAUUGUCCGACGGACGGAGUUAAAGAGGAUGUUAAGGGAGAAUGGUUCAUUGUGGACCAAGAUGGAGUGAUGUUGGAGAAGAUCACGGAUUUGAUCGACGCCGGGAAAGUGAAGCCGGUGGUGGAUAGCGUGUGGAAGCUGGAGGAAUGGGGGAAAGCAUUUGACAAAGUCGAGACCGGGCAUCCACUUGGGCGGGUUGUCGUACAAGUG